Closterium sp. NIES-67 is the source of this 7482-nucleotide messenger RNA. Lineage: Eukaryota; Viridiplantae; Streptophyta; Zygnematophyceae; Desmidiales; Closteriaceae. The record is from the annotation of a GenBank genome assembly.
GCCGAUACAGUUCACCAGUCUGACUGCUAGCAGGAUGAUCGCAGGAUGAUCGCAGGAUGAUCGCAGGAUGAUCGCAGGAUGAUCGCAACCUAGAUGCUGAAUGCUCCUUCAUCAAUAGUUACAGCAAGGCCAAGUAAUAAUCAUACACCGCGGAGCUGUCGGUAUGUCUGGUCUAACCGGCGAUGGCUAGCGCGGAGAUAGGUCACAGUAAUAAGCCAGCUACCGAUGGCCUCGAUCGUUUCUUGCAGCUGGUGCACUCAUUCCUUAACAACAGAGGUCAGCGAUGUCUGGUCAAUUAUCUGGUCAAGGUCAUGUAUCGCCUGCCCGUGCCAGCUGCUCCCUUGUCGGAACAGCAUGCGAGCCAAGCGGGGAGUGUGGACGCGGAAGUAGCCUGCGCGAGGAUGCGCGAGGCUUCAGGGGGGAAAGCGGACGCGGAGUUGGUAUCGGUCACAGCAGGAUGGGCGACGAGCGCAGCGCAAGCACGAUUUGGUCCGCGCGUUUCCCGCGAGUCGACGAGGCGGAUGGCAGGCCUGCCUCGAGCGGGCCUCUGGUGCGGCUGCUGGAACGAGCGGCGGGUGGGGGGGAGCGGGAGCGGGAGAUGGCGGAGGAGAGGAGGGAGGCGGAGAAGGAGAGGUUGCGCGAGUGGGAGAAGAAGAGGAAGAGGGAGGAGGAGAAGAAGGGUGUCUGGGGUAGUGACUUCGGCAGGUACAUGCACGAGAAGACUCGCAAGCUUCGCCUGCAGUUUGAGGGGGAGGCAGCUGCUGGUUUGCUCUGGCAACCCCAGCUGCCAUCCCACGUGCCUGUCUCGUCCCAGCAGCUUGCUUCCCUGCACGGUCUCGCUGCCCGCACACAGGCUCUACCUGGUGCAGGCUGGACACUCCAAGGGCCUGAGUCUGGCAGCAUGAAGGCGGAUAGGGAAGCGCCUGCCAUUGCUGCUGCUGCUGCUGCUGCUGGUGGUGGUGGAAAGGGAGGGGUCGGUGAAACGGAUGCGGGGUGGCACUUGGCAUGUGAUUCCAGGGUUCGGGACGAGGGUGCACGGUGGGAGGGGGAAGAUGCGUUGGGGAAUGAGGGCAUGGUGGGCGGCUGUGCAGGGAGUGGGGACAUGUGGCAGGGAGCAUGUAGUGGAGGUGGCAUGCGGUGCGAAGGAAGUGAGGGGAGGAGUGGUGAAACAGCGUUGCAUGGAGUGCAGAGCGGUACAGCGUGCAUCAGUGCAUCUCGCCUCUUUGAAGGGGUGGUCAUCUGGGUGAAUGGAUACACGCAACCCACACACCAGGAGCUGCGGCAGCUCAUGCUGGUGCACGGGGGCGUGUUUGAGAACUACUUCCACCCCUCCCGCGUCACGCACAUCAUCUGUGCCAAUCUCCCGGACACUAAGCUUGUCCAGUUCCGCAAGUCGCGGACUCUGCCUCCAAUUGUGCACCCCAACUGGGUGGUCGCCUGCAUCCACGCCAACAGGCAGCUGCCCUUGGAUUCGUUUCUGCUGCGCCGCCUGGCUCUGGACCACCCGGAUCAGAAGACCCUCUCCUCCACCUUCCUCCGUCCCAAGCCCACACAUCAGCUUCCCCCUUCACACUCCCCUGCGCGCAUCGCUGCCAUAGCUGCCGCCCCUGCUUCUCCUGCUGCUGUUGCUGCUAUUCACUUGGCUCCUGCUGAUUCUGCUGCCAACGCAGCUGCCACUGUCUCUGCUCCUGCCGCGGCACUUGCUCCCUGCACUCCCUGCCUGCCCCAAAAGCCAGACACACAUCAUGCAGCAGCAGUUGCGACAGCAGCGGCAGCACGCGUCAGCACUCAGGGUGACAGGCUUGAGCAAGAGGGUGCAUGGCGGGCGUGCACGGGGGGGAAAGUGGAACAAGGGGGUUGGGCAGGGGUGGAGGCUGCAGGGAAGGAAACGAAGGGUGAGAAAUCAGGUGCAGGGUGGAGUGAUUGGUCGAAUGGGUGCAUGGGUCAUGAUGGUGCUGAGAAAUCAGGUACGGAUGAUGCAUGUGGGGCAGAGAGAAAGGUCGGCUCUGAUGUAUGGGAUGGAGAUGCUGCUGAAAAAGCGGAAGGUGUGAGUGAGGUGGAUGGUACCGGGGGGGGAGGGGAGGAAGGGGAAGGAAGGAGUGGAGGAGAGGGUGAGGUGGUUGGAGAUGGUGUGUGCGAUGGAGUGAAGGAUGGAGUAUGCGUUAAGGGUGAGGUGAUGGGAGCGAGGGAGGCAGGCGGUAAGGACAGUGUGAUGGGAGUGAAGGAAGGGGGAAAGGAGGAGCAGGGGGAGAUUAGGAAGGAAGGCGAGGCAGCAGAGGUGCCGGGAGGGGAAGGGGCUGAGUUGGGCGCACGGGAUGAUGUGAAUGGUGCACGUAUUGGCGUAGAAGCAAGGGUGAAUGCUACACCAGCAUCGGGUACUGGGCUCACAGGUGGUGAAACGCCGAUGGGUGCUUGGCACACAGGCAAUGAUGCUUGUACAGAGGCCCGGGUGGGCAGCCAGUGCGCCAUGCCGUUGGUGGAACGGAGGAGUGGAGGGGAGGAGACGAAGGCGGAAGCGAGGAUGGGAGGCAUGAUGGAGGAGACGGUAGGCGUUGCUGGCAAGGGGAGGAGCAGCGUGGAGGGGAGGGAGGUGGAGGGGGUGGCUGGGAAGGCGAAGGCGAGCAGCAGUGGAAGGGGCCGAGCUCACAGCACACAGACAGACCCCAACUUCGUGCAGAAUUAUUUUCGGCAUUCCCGGCUGCAUUUCAUAGGGUCCUGGCGCAACCGUUACCGGCCACCAGCAGCGAUAGCAACCGGCGAUGGAGCAGAGGGGACAGUGGGGGCGGUGGGGGAAGCGGGCGCAGAGGGGGCAGGGGGAGGAACCAGAGGUGAGGGUGGGUCUGGGGAUCACAGCUCGCAUGGUGCAGGCUACAAGGAGGAGAUGGCACUAGAGGGAGACGCGAAUCGCACCUGCGCUUUGUGGAAUGUAGAGGAGGGCGCGGGCAGCAAGGAGGGCGCGAGGGGCAGCAGGGAGAGCGCGGGCAGCAAGGAGGGCGCGAGGGGCAGCAAGGAGGGCGUGGGCAGCAAGGAAGGUGCGGGCAGCAGGGAGCGUAUGGGCAGCAGGGAGCGGGUGGUGGUGCAUGUGGACAUGGACUGCUUCUUCGUGGCGGUCUCACUGCUCUCCCACCCGCACCUCCGAGGGAAGCCCGUUGCCGUGUGCUAUGGAGGCAGGGGAACCGGCCGAGGGAGGAACGACCCUGCUGCUCCUGCUGCUGCUGGCACCAAUGCACCUGCUGCUGGCGCUGGUGGUGCGGAUGCUAGUGCCAGUGGUGGUGGAAGCAUUAUUGUUGCUGCAGCAGCGAGGGGAGUGGCAGGAGGAGCAGGGGCCAGCAGUGCAGCAGCAGCGGGGUUCGCAGUGGGUGGUACAGGGGAGGUGUCGUCGGCGAGCUAUGAGGCGCGUGCGUAUGGAGUACGUGCGGGCAUGUUCCUGCGCGAGGCCAGGCGCCGCUGCCCGCAGCUGCAGCUGCUGCCCUACGACUUUGAGGCGUACGAGCGCGUGGCAGAUGAGGUGUACGCCAUCCUGCACCGCUACGCGCCUGUGGUGCAGUGCCUCAGCUGUGACGAGGCCUUGCUGGAGCUGCCGCCGGGCACGGCGGACCCCGGUGCGCUGGUGGCGCGAAUGCGCGCUGAGAUAGAGGCGCGCACGGGGUGCACGGCCAGUGCUGGCAUCGCCCACAACGUCAUGCUUGCUAGGGUCGCAACAAGGAAAGCCAAGCCCAACGGCCAGUUCCACAUCACCCAGGACACGGCGCCUGACUUCCUGCACGACCUGCCGGUGUCCGACCUGCACGGUGUGGGCGGGGUGCUGACCUCCAGGCUGCACGCCGCUGCCAUCAACACGUGCGGCGACCUCCUUGCCCUCUCGCACUCCGCUCUCCAGGCGGAGCACGGGGUCAAGACCGGGGACAUGCUCUGGCGCUACGCCAGGGGCAUGGACGACCGUGCCGUUGUGCCAGCUGCAGCGAAGGACAAGGCUCCAGGUGCUCCUGGUGCCCUGCCAGGUGCUGCUGGUGCUGCUGGUGCUGCUGGUGCUCCAGUGGCUGCUACCCGCAAGUCCAUAGGCGCGGAUGUCAACUGGGGGGUGCGGUUCCGAGGGCCGGAAGACGCGGAGAAGUUUCUGGGGGAUUUGGUGGAGGAGGUGUGUGCGCGGCUGCAUGGUGCGGGCAUGGCGGGGCGGUCGCUGUGCGUGAAAGUGCGGGUGCGGGCGAAGGGGGAGCCAGUGGAGCCAGUCAAGUUCAUGGGGUGUGGCCGCUGCGACAGCUAUAGUAAGUCCAGGAGCCUUGGGCCUGCUGCUACGGCCGACCCGAAAGUCCUUCUGCGGGCUGCCCGGGCGCUGUUUUUGGGAGUUGGGGCGAAUCCGGUGGAUGUGAGGGGUGUGGGGCUGCAGGUUUCGCGGCUGGAACAGGCAGGGGGGAAGGGGGUCGGGGGUGGUGGGUUCUUUGGGAGUAUUGAGAGAGUGUGUAAGAAGUCGAGGGUUUCUGUGCUGGAGAGGAGAGAGGUGGAUGAGGUGGAGGAGGAGGACGGAAAUGAGGUGAAAGAAGAGGAGAGAAUGGCAGAGGAAGGGGGAGAGCUGAUGGGCGUGGAAGAGAGCGAGAAGGGGGAAGAGCGUGGGAGUUAUGGUUGGGAGGGGAAUGCAGGGGCGUGGAAGGGAGAGUUGUGUAAGGGAGAGGAAGGGAAGGGUGUGGGAUCAGGAGAUGAUAGCAACAGGGCUGAGAGUCAUCUGAUUCCAAAGAAGUGUGCCAAGGUGGAGAGGGCUGGGGAGGAGCAGAUGGUGGGUGGGGAGAAGGGAGUGUGCGGGGAGGCAGGGACGAACGAGGCAGCGUGUGGAGUCAGGGGGGUCGGUGCAGAGCCACGCGGUAACAUUGUUGAUAAGGGGAAAGGCAUGGCGGUGGUUGGUUUGGAGGGCUCUUUGGGUGUUGGCACUUCCGAGGGGGGAGGGGUUGGAGGUGGGAGCAGCAGAGGCGAGAGGGAUGGGAGUUGUAAGGGCAAAGGAAAGGCUGUUGUUGAAGAAGCAGCAACAGCAGCAGCAGCAGCAGCUGUUGGCGAGGAUGGUUCUGCAAGGCGGGCGGAUGGUUUAGCACCUGUACUCCCACCCAUGUCCCAGUGGGAUGCCUCGUUUCUCGACGCCCUGCCACCUGCUCUCAAGCAAGAACUGGAGAGCUCGUACAAGCAGCAAAGGCAGGAGCAGGAAAGGCAGCAGCUGCUGCACGCGCAGCAACAGCACCAGGAGAAGCCGCAGCAUGUUCUGGUGCCCUGCCAUGCGUCGUCCCUAUCGUCUGGGUCAGCAGCUGGCGCAGACGCUUCUCAGCACUCAUCUCAAAGCGCCUCCACCCCAAAGCAGCAGCAACCGCAGCAGCAACAGCAACAACAGCAGCAGGAGCGACAAGUGCAGCCACACAUCAAGUCAGGAUCACAGGGCAAGAGGUCGAGGAGGAGCAGGCAGCACGAAGGGCAGCAUGAGUCGCGGCACAAGCAGACCACGCUCUUUUCCAUGUUCCCCCGGGCAACCCCUGAAAGACCACCACCUCUACCUGUCUCUUCAACCAUGCGCCAAUCCGCAUCUGUGUCCUCCCACCCCUCAGCUGCUUUUCCACCUGCUACUUCUGCUCGUGCUGCCUCCGCCUCUGCUGCUCGCCCUGCCUCCUCCGCCUGUUCCAUUCCCCUCUCUCACGUUGACUCCCGCAAUUGCAUGCACUCAGGUGGCGAGGUGCGAGGGGGAGAGGAUGCUGGGGCGCAGAGGAGUGGAAGCACAGCGAGGGUAGUAGGGGAGGGGAGGGAUAGUGCUGCUGGGGGAAGAGGACGAGGAAGGGGGCGAGGCAGGGGAAGAGGGAGAGGGAGAGGAAGGGGGAGGGGAGGAAGGAGUGAGCCGAGAGUGUCGCCAGGAGGGUUGCCGGGACGAACUGCGGGUAGCUCGAGUGCGGUAGGUGCUGCUCUGGUGGUGGAUAGGCAGUGGAGGAGCGCAACUGGGGUGAGAUCUGAGGAACAUGGGUGGAGCGAGGAGGGGGGAAGGCAGGAUAACGGUUGCAGUGAAGCUUUACCAGAAGCGGCGCCAGCAGCAGCAGCAGCAGCAGCUGCGUCACCUGCAGGUGUGCAUGUGGGCCUGUCCCUAUCCCAGAUCGAUCAGUCUGUACUCGCUGAGCUCUCCCCCUCCCUGCAGCGCGAGAUUCUGCACAGCCUGGGAGCAGCAAGGGUGCAAAACCGGGGUCGUAGCGCGAGGAAGCGACAGGAAGAAGGUGAAGUGGCGUGCAGGGACACAGAGCGAGGGCGCUUAGAGAAGGACACUGAUUGUGGUGCUGCUGCUCGUGGCGUUUCAGGGGUGAGGGAAGCGAGUGGUGGAGGGGCGAGAGACAGAGGCAGUGAAGGCAAGGGUCUGGAGCAGGUGGGAGGUGGUGGAGGGGGGAGGGAGGCGCAUGGUGGUAUGGUGUCAGGCUCAUGUGAUGAUGAUAGGAUGCGGCAGCGUGAUGGGGUAUGUGAGGCGGAUGCAGAUGGGGAGGAGGGCCGGAAGGUGGAGGGCUUGGAGGAGGAUGGGCAGGGUGGAGUUGAGGCCAUGGAGGGAAGGGUCACGAUGGAAGAUGGAGACUGUGAGCGUCAGGGGCAUGAAGCGGAUGCUGUCUCAGCAAUGCUGCCAGGGCAACCACUUGAGGAUUUAGAAACACACGCAUCAACAGCAGCCACAGCCGCAACAGCAGGAGCAGCAUCACCAAAGAGUGUGUCAUGCCAGCCACACCCCAUCUGGUCGAACUUCCUUUUGCAAGCCUUGCAGCGCCCUCCAGCCUCUCGUCCUUCUCUCUCAACAUCUCACAGUGCCACUCUUGUUCCAAUCCAUGAGCCCUCACCCCAUGACAUCUCCGCUGCGGCAUGCUGCCUGACUGUCCUCCAGUCCUCCACCUCCUGCUCUCUCAGCCUUCAGUUCCCCUCGCGCCCUUUGCAGCUGUCCACAUGCCUCUCCAGGUUGAACCGGUCCCUGCUUAGGGCCAUGCAGCCAGUGCAGCAGAUACAACCAGCAGAGCACAUGCAGCAGCAGCAUUCGGCACAUGUACGGGGACGUGAAUGGGCGAGGGUGGAGGGGGGUGCGGAGGUGGAGGGAGGGGGGGAGGUGAGGCAGUGUGUGGGGCUGCUGUUGGAGUAUCUGAAUCAGGUCACUCAGCGAGACUUGGAAGAGGCACAUACAGUCAUCAAAGCAAUAAGCAGCUUGGCAUGCAUCUCAUCAUUCUGGGGGCAUGUCCAAGCAUCUCUGCGCCCACAUUUUCAGGCACUGGUGUAUGAAACAUACACUGGAGAACUUGAGUUCUAAGAUUAACGGAUGAAUGGACGAGCACGUCAAUGCAGAUCCAUUGGUCACCAUUCUUUGAUUCUUUUUGCAGAUAAUUUUUAGCCCAUAACACUAUAGGGAUCGCGUAGGUGUACGUUUAGGGUCGAUAUCUAAGGCCACUUAUUGUAGCACUGGGCAGAACAACCAUAAACUAAAUUCCUUGCAUGCAU